CCUACUAAACGGCGUCGUAAAAACUUGUGCCUUUGCUUAUGCUCGACUGUCUUCUUUAGCAUUCUCGGCAAGAAACCUCCUUUUCUCUGUCUCUCUCUGUCUCUCACUGUUUCUUGGACGCGUCUCAUUCAUUUUUUUAAGGCUUUUCCUACACAUUAUGGGGGACAGUCAGUACUCAUUCUCUCUUACCACUUUCAGUCCUUCUGGUAAGCUUGUUCAGAUUGAACAUGCUCUAACUGCAGUUGGGUCUGGCCAAACGUCUUUAGGGAUUAAAGCUGCUAAUGGUGUUGUCAUAGCAACAGAGAAAAAACUGCCGUCUAUCUUAGUUGAUGAAGCAUCUGUUCGGAAGAUUCAGCUAUUAACCCCUAACAUUGGAGUUGUUUACAGUGGCAUGGGUCCUGAUUUUCGAGUUUUGGUCCGAAAGAGUAGGAAGCAGGCAGAGCAAUAUCAUCGGUUGUACAAAGAACCAAUCCCUGUUACACAACUUGUGAGGGAAACUGCUGCUGUUAUGCAGGAGUUUACUCAGUCAGGUGGUGUAAGGCCAUUUGGAGUUUCACUGCUGGUUGCUGGGUUUGAUGAUAAAGGGCCACAAUUAUAUCAGGUGGACCCAUCUGGUUCAUACUUUUCGUGGAAAGCUUCUGCAAUGGGGAAAAAUGUCUCUAAUGCAAAGACAUUUCUUGAAAAGAGGUAUACUGAGGACAUGGAGCUUGAUGAUGCUGUCCACACUGCAAUAUUAACCCUGAAGGAAGGGUUUGAAGGACAAAUCUCUGGCAAAAACAUUGAGAUUGGCAUAAUCGGCACUGACAAAAAGUUCAGAGUUCUUUCACCUGCGGAAAUUGAUGAUUACUUGGGCGAAGUUGAGUAAUCAUCUGAAAUUACUGAAGAAAACCAGGAAUAUAUUUCACUAUAUUGUCAGAAUAGGGUCAAUUUGUAGACUGUCGUAGACUGUAAGACUAUUUUGGCAGAGCUAUAAUAGUUUGCAAACGUCUUCCUGCUCCCCUCUUCUGUGUAAUAGGCAGAGUCAGCUUGCAGAUGUUUUACUUUUCAUGUUAAUCCUUACAAACUGAGCACUCGUUUCUUCUUCUUUAAAAUAUUACAAUUUACAAUUA
Messenger RNA from Ziziphus jujuba (common jujube), 1109 nucleotides. Its product is annotated as proteasome subunit alpha type-2-A. The transcript is spliced from 12 exons. The coding region runs from base 158 to 865 and encodes 235 amino acids. Lineage: Eukaryota; Viridiplantae; Streptophyta; Magnoliopsida; Rosales; Rhamnaceae. Gene Ontology annotation, biological process: ubiquitin-dependent protein catabolic process. The record is from RefSeq and is a predicted model, not a curated record. Gene Ontology annotation, cellular component: proteasome core complex; proteasome core complex, alpha-subunit complex.